Messenger RNA from Dictyostelium purpureum, 222 nucleotides. RefSeq lists its product as uncharacterized. Bases 1 to 222 code for a protein of 73 amino acids. The transcript is spliced from 2 exons. NCBI's taxonomy places the organism in Eukaryota, Evosea, Eumycetozoa, Dictyosteliales, Dictyosteliaceae. The record is from RefSeq and is a predicted model, not a curated record.
AUGGAACUCGAUUAUAAGAAUCUAACCUCAAAAUGGACUAAGCUAGCUACUUUAGAAUACUUAAAAGGUUUAAAAAACAUCAAGGAAAGACACGCUAAACAACCACAAACAAUUAGCAACAUCAAUGAAGAAUAUAGAAAAUUCAAAAGAAGAAUAGCAAGAGCAUACUUCAUCAGCAUCAAAUCAUUACCAAAUAUCAACAGUUUAGAAUAUUUUCUUUAA